Molecule: messenger RNA, 1620 nt
Organism: Magnolia sinica
Lineage: Eukaryota; Viridiplantae; Streptophyta; Magnoliopsida; Magnoliales; Magnoliaceae
Product: mannan endo-1,4-beta-mannosidase 5-like
Exons: 5
Coding region: 5-1432 (475 amino acids)
Molecular function (GO): hydrolase activity, hydrolyzing O-glycosyl compounds
Source: RefSeq, a predicted model, not a curated record
CUCAAUGGCUACAUUUACUAGAAUCAGCUACAUUUGGGGUGUUUUUACUCUAUUGGCUCUACUUUGUGAAGCUAAGGGUCCCCAUCUUAGAGGCUUUGUUACAAUAAAAAAUACCCACUUUGUCGUGAAUGGCUCUCCCUUUCUUUUCAAUGGCUUCAAUUCCUAUUGGAUGAUGCAUGUUGCAUCUGAUCCAAAUGAACGGCACAAGAUCACUGAUGUGUUCCGCGAAGCGGCCACUGCGGGCCUCACCGUAUGCCGGACGUGGGCCUUCAGCGAUGGAGGUGAUCGAGCUCUACAGAUGUCGCCUGGGGUCUACGAUGAAUAUAUUUUCCAGGCACUAGAUUUUGUCAUUUCAGAGGCCCGAAAAUACGGUAUACAUCUUAUUUUGAGCUUUGUGAAUAAUUUCAAUGACUAUGGAGGAAGGCCACAGUAUGUACAGUGGGCCAAAAAUGCAGGUGCACCGAUCCACGGUGACGAUGAUUUUUAUACGAAUCCAGUGGUGAAGAAUUACUACAAGAAUCAUGUUAAGAGGGUUCUAACUAGGUUCAACACCAUAACUAGAACAUUGUACAAAGAUGACCCCACGAUCAUGGCAUGGGAGCUCAUGAACGAACCGCGUUGCCAAGUGGACUACUCGGGAAGAACAGUGCAUGAAUGGGUGGAAGAGAUGGCCAAAUAUACAAAGUCUCUAGACAGGAAACACUUGCUUGAGAUUGGGAUGGAAGGUUUCUAUGGGGAUUCAAUGCCAGAGAAGAAGAUAAACAAUCCUGGAUAUCAAGUUGGGACCGAUUUUAUAAGAAGUAAUCUCAUUAGAGAGAUUGAUUUUGCUACAAUACAUGCAUAUCCUGAUAUAUGGCUAUCAGGACAAAGCGAUGGCUCACAAUUGGCAUUCUUGCAACGGUGGAUGGCAAGUCAUUGGAGGGACUCGAAGAGUAUACUAAAGAAGCCACUAGUUUUCGCUGAGUUUGGCAAAUCGAAGAAAGACCCUAGCUUUACCAUAAAUGGUAGGAAUGCAUUCCUUAGCAUCAUUUAUCAGAACAUAUACAACUUUGCCCGCAGCGGAGGAACCAUCGCAGGUGGCUUAGUUUGGCAAAUCAUGGCAGAGGGGAUGGAUCCAUACCAUGAUGGUUAUGAGAUUGUCCCUUCCUGGGAUCCCGGCACAAAUGCAGUUAUUACAAGACAGUCCCACAAAAUGUCAACUCUUGCCCAUAUAGUAAGUAGACCACACAAUCAUCUGUGGACUAGGCCUCAUGGUGUGAAACAUGGUCAUAAGGUGAGCAAGACCCAUGGUCACACACAUGAUCAUGCACUACAUGGGCCACACCAUCAUUCGUUGAGCGGGCCACAUGGUCAUUCUUCGAGGAGACCGCAUGGUGGAACACAUGGUCAUUCAUUGAGAAGGCAUCACAAGGCGAGGAGGAUGGCACCUUAGGGUUUUAGGGUUUAGCGUUUAGGGUUAUUAUACCAUGCGUCUUUAUUAAUAUGUUUUAAACUUCAAGUGAGAAAGAUGGUUUCUUAGGGUUUAGGGUUCUGGAUUUUUGUGAUAGAUGAUUUUACGAAUUUUCUUGAAAUUGGAAUGCAUUGUAUUAAAUCUUUUAGCAAGUAUCAAUAAAUUGUGAU